GAAAAAAUGGUAAGGAAGAUUGGGUUGGGACCGCCAAGUGUGCUUACCCAAGAAUGAGUGUAGGAUACAAGUAGAAAAAAAGGCGAAAGCAGCUUAAAAGUAGCCAAAAGCUAUCUACCAUCCAUCUCUCUCUCCUCUCUCUCUCUCUCUUGCUAAGAAAAGCAAGAUAGAAAUCUAACCUAAAGCUCAUUUUCUGAAAACUACAAAGCAAAGGACCAAAAACAAAAAAAGAAAAAAAGAAAAAAGAAAAAAAUAUACAAGGGACUUCUCUCUCUUUUCUCAAGCUAGCUAGCUUCAAAGCUCUCUCUCUCUCUCUCUCUAUUUUCUUUACCCAUAUCUACCUCUAAUGUCAAAUGAAGAGAGAGAUCCUUAUAACCACUACGAUCCUUUCAAUUACAGCCACCAAGAGAUGGAUCGCUCAUGUUUUCCAUUCUUCAAUGACAAUUCCUCCUCACUCCUACAGAAUCAUCAUCAUCAACAAGUAGUAACCCCACAAAACCAUCAAGUGUUUGACAGUAAUCCUUCAUACAUGAGCUUCACAGACUGUCUUCAUGGUUCUAUGGACUACAACAUCCUUUCAAGAGCUUUCGAUAUGUCGUGCUCGUCGUCCGAAGUGAUAUCUCAGAUCGACGACGGUUCCAAGAAGGCAGUCGGAGAGUCGGUUGGGACAAGUGAAAAUAAUAACCCUUCCACACCCAAUUCUUCCAUAUCUUCUUCAUCCAAUGAAGCUCCUGCGACUGCUGCUGCUGAAGAAGAUUCGGUUAAGAGCAAGAAAGAAAAGAACCCAAAAGGGUCUGAGGAAGGAGAUGAUGAAGAUAAGUCAAAGAAAGUGACCAAGACAAAAAAGAAAGAGAAACGGCAAAGAGAACCACGGUUUGCUUUCUUGACUAAGAGCGAGGUCGAUCACCUUGAAGAUGGAUAUAGAUGGAGGAAAUAUGGACAGAAAGCAGUCAAGAACAGCCCUUAUCCAAGGAGCUAUUAUAGGUGCACCACGCAGAAGUGCGGCGUGAAGAAGCGCGUGGAAAGAUCAUACCAAGAUCCAUCAAUUGUGAUCACCACCUAUGAAGGUCAACACAACCAUCAAUGUCCGGCAACUCUCCGGGGAAAUGCCACCGGGAUGUUGUCCACAUCCCUUUUGGCAUCGGCGGCAUCUGGUAGGCCGAGCUUGCCACAUGAAUUCUUGACUCAGUUUCUUCCAAUGAAUCAUCAUCAUCAUCAUCAUCAUCAACAUAAUCAAGCAGGUCAGCAGCCAAGUAAUUCUAUGCUAUACUCAAACCUCAAUAUCCACAACCACCAUCAGCAGCAACUUCAAGUUCCUCCUGAUUUUGGGUUAUUGCAAGACUUAGUUCCCUCAUUUAGUCACAAGCAGCAGCUUGAUCCAUGAUCAAUUCCUAUAAAUAUAUAUAUAUAUAUAUAUAUAUAUAAAUGUAGGGGAUAAUAUAAUAUAUUAUUAUUAUAUAUAAAUAUAUAUGCAUUUUUUAUUGUAAUUCAUUGUUGUUUAAUUGUUAGAAUGCUAUGGGUUUAACCUUUUCUAA
Molecule: messenger RNA, 1535 nt
Organism: Ziziphus jujuba (common jujube)
Lineage: Eukaryota; Viridiplantae; Streptophyta; Magnoliopsida; Rosales; Rhamnaceae
Product: WRKY transcription factor 71
Exons: 3
Coding region: 347-1384 (345 amino acids)
Biological process (GO): regulation of DNA-templated transcription
Molecular function (GO): DNA-binding transcription factor activity; sequence-specific DNA binding
Source: RefSeq, a predicted model, not a curated record